Messenger RNA from Paramecium octaurelia, 1105 nucleotides. Lineage: Eukaryota; Ciliophora; Oligohymenophorea; Peniculida; Parameciidae. The record is from the annotation of a GenBank genome assembly.
AUGAAAAUUAAUGAAUUUGAUAUAGCAAUUCGGAUUUUAAUAAUAAUUAAAAGUGGAAUUAAAAACUAUUAUAAAAAAGAAUUUUUAUAUUCUUCAAUCAUUGGGAGCAGUAGAAUCAGUCGGAAGAGCAUUUACAAUGUGGAAGGACUGAAGAUUGAUAAAAUGGACAACUUGAAUAUAAAAAUUUAAUAUUCUUCUUCGUUAAUUAAAUAUUAUUUUUAAUUUAUCUGUUUGCAAAUGUUCCACACUUAUUUAAUGCCAAAAUUAGGAGGUAUCGCAUGUGCACAAAUAUGAUAGACCCCAUGAAUUGUAUAAUUUAGGGUUAGAAUGGGAGAGGAGGAUUAUUUUUAGGGAAUAUCGAGAGUGCUGGUAAUGGGAAACUAUUAGGCCAUCAUGAUAUUGGUGCAAUAUUAGCUGUGAUGAGUACGAAGGAUUUCACGUAUGAUGCACAUAUUGCUCAUAAGGUAUGGAGUUGUUUUGUAUAGAGUAGUUUAUUAGAAUUGACGAUGCUGACUUUGUAAAUUUAAGUAAGUAUUUCGAGGAGGCAAUUGAUUUUAUUGAUAUCAAUCGAUAGCAAACCAAUGUGUUAGUACAUUGUCAUGCAGGAGUUUCAAGAUCUGCGACAAUUGUUAUUGCUUAUCUAAUGAAAACUUAAAAUAUGUCGUUGGAACAAGCAUUUAAACAUGUUCAGAAUCAGCGACGAAUUGUAAAUCCCAAUCCUGGAUUCAUGAGACAAUUGAAGCAAUAUGAGUAGAAGUUGUAGGGUUCAAAUUCUCUGAGGACUUCAACAGUGAAGCAGAAGGAGAGAUAACACUCUUAGACCAAUCUUCGACAAAGUUAAUUUGUUUAACACCCUUCCUCUGAAAAUUACAAUUCUCUCUACCAGUAGUAUCAGCCUCAUCGUCAAUAUCAGAGUGCUUCAGAUUUAAUGAGACAAUCUCAGUAUAAUUAUGAAAGACUUAACUCAAGGUAAUCAUUUAAAUGAUGAGUAUCAUUAGACAAAUGCAUUAUCCCUAUAUGCCUUAACAUUAUGCACCGUAUGUCAGAAACUAUAGUGUCCCGUAUGGAUAGAAUCCUCUGCCCUUUUCUACUUACAGAUAGUGAU